This is a messenger RNA of Coturnix japonica (Japanese quail), 4755 nucleotides long. RefSeq names its product myosin IG (gene MYO1G). Gene Ontology annotation, biological process: actin filament-based movement; endocytosis; actin filament organization. Gene Ontology annotation, cellular component: plasma membrane; myosin complex; cytoplasm. The record is from RefSeq and is a predicted model, not a curated record. Gene Ontology annotation, molecular function: actin filament binding; ATP binding; microfilament motor activity. Lineage: Eukaryota; Metazoa; Chordata; Aves; Galliformes; Phasianidae.
CCCAUGUGCUGGCCCCGCCCCCUCCUCGUCCCGGCUUGGAGUGAUGACGUCAUUAGCUGGCGACGGCCCUUUCAGACAUGGCGGCCAUGGGAGCAUCCAUCGCUUCCCUUCUGUUUCCUGCGCUGCGUGUCUCGGCCUUAAAGUUUGCAGUUCCCCUCUCUGAUGGUAGAUAUGGACGCUUGAUGCUGCAGGGAGCAAUCAGGAGUGCUGCCUCUGAUGCUUCCAGCCCUGGCUUGUGGUUUCUACUGGGCCCUGCAACUUGGUUCGUUGUGCUGAAGUCAUGAAGCUGCAUUGGAAGAAAUCUGAGACUGCGGCUGAUGAUCUGCUGGAUCCCAUGAAGAUAAGACAAGCCUAGGGGCUUGCUGAAGGCUUGCAGAUCACUCUACUGAUGCCAUCCAAGCCCAUCACACUGUCCCAGGUGAAAUGGUGCUGAGUGCCCAACACGAAGGGUGUGAGCUCACUGCAGCUGGGAACCUGGGAAGACAGUGAGUGAACAGCCACAACUGGAGGCCUCCAACUCACCUGUGUGCUGUGCUGUGCAGUGAGGAGCUGCUCAGUGCAGGAUGCACCCGCAAGACAAGGAAGAGGGAGAGGAUUUGGAUGGAUUUCCUUACCCUUGGAUCAGAGCUUAGCAAUGGGGGCUCCUGUUCUCCAGAGCUCCCAGUGCUGAUGAAGAGGAAUGGUGGCUGCAUACUGAUAUUUUGGGAGUACAGUUGCUUGUAUUUAUUGCUUUACAAGUGCAAGUCACAUCAAUAAAUAAACAUCUCUGGUGUUUCAACAGCUUGUAGGCUCCUUGAACUGUUGUUGCUCCUGAAUAGGGAACUGUACACUUGAGUUUGUCCCCAAGCAUCUGUGCUGCUGCUUGAGGAUUCUGUGAGCCCCUGAGCACCACCCUGAGGGCUGGAAACGGUGCAUCCCAUGAUGAGGAGAUUGGGUUUUGGUGCCUGUGGGGCAGGGAUGUGUCCCCAGGGCUGCUCCUGAGUUCCACCCAUGCUCUCUGAUCCUUACUGGGCUCUCUGCUUGGAUUGUGGUGACAGCAGCUCACCCUGCUCAGCAUCCUGAGCAGCACGGUGCUUGGUGCACCCAGUGGCUGUCACUGUGCUGUCUCAUCAGCCGCUGUGUGGGUGGAGGCAGCGACCCGCAGACUUGUGGCUUUCAGGGUGCUGUAGUGUGGGGCCGGAUGCAUCCGGGUGCCAGAAUGACUGUAGCACUGCUGCAAGCAUGGCAGUGUGUGCACCCCUGGGCUGUGUCCUGUGCACCCAUGGAUGAACCCAGUGGCUGGAUCCCGCUGUGGGCACAUGGAGGUGCAGUCCUCCAUACGGUGCUGGUGCUCAGGUGCUUUGGGGAGUGGGAACAAAUCCCCACCCUGCCCUUCUGUAUGUCUCCUGUGCUGUCAUCACCACACUGUCCCCCAUGGGAGGUGACAAUAGGGCUGGGCCCCGCGUCCCGUGCGCCUGCGCCGCUGCUUGGGCGGGUAGAGGUGCAGGAAGCAGCACAGAGGGGGGAAGUGGGCGCCUGUGGGCCGUGGGCGCAGCAUGGCGGAGCUGGAGGGCCCCGAGUUUGGCAAGGCUGACUUUGUCCUGCUGGACGAGGUCGACAUGGAGCACUUCAUGGAGAACCUGCGCCUGCGGUUCUCAAAGGGCCGCAUCUACACCUACAUCGGGGAGGUGGUGGUGGCCAUGAACCCAUACCAGGCACUGGAGCUGUACGGCCCCUCUGUGGUGGAGCAGUACCGGGGCCGUGAGCUCUACGAGCGCCCACCGCACCUCUUUGCGUUGGCUGAUGCUGCCUACAAGGCCAUGAAGCGCCGUGCCAAGGACACCUGCAUUGUCAUCUCAGGUGAGAGUGGGGCUGGCAAGACAGAGGCCAGCAAGUACAUCAUGCAGUACAUCGCCGCCAUCACCAACCCAACGCAGCGCGCCGAGGUGGAGAGGGUGAAGAAUGUGCUGCUGAAGUCCAACUGCGUCUUGGAGGCCUUUGGCAAUGCCAAGACCAACCGCAAUGACAACUCGAGCCGCUUCGGCAAGUACAUGGACAUCAACUUUGACUUCAAGGGAGACCCCACAGGCGGCCACAUCUACAAUUACCUCCUGGAGAAGUCCCGAGUCCUCCAGCAGCAGCCGGGAGAGAGGAACUUCCACUCCUUCUACCAGCUGCUGCUGGGAGCCCCUGAGACACUGCUGGCCUCACUGCAUCUCCAGCGGGACCCCAGUGCAUACUGCUACACCCAUCAGAGCACCCAGGGCAGCGCUGGCGGUGAUGAUGCGCGUGCCUACCGGGCGGUGGAGGAGGCGAUGGCAGUCAUUGGCUUCACCCCAGAGGAGGUGGGAGCUGUGCGACGCAUCCUGGCGGCCAUCCUGCACCUGGGCAAUGUGCGGUUCGUGGCAGAUGGUGAGGUGGCAGCGCUGGAGGCAGUGGAGCAGCUGGCAGUGCUGGCCCAGCUGACAGGAACAACAACUGAGCAGCUCCGCCGGGCACUGCUGGCCCGCACCGUGGCCACAGGAGGCGGGGAGCUCAUCGAGAAGGGCCACAGCCCCAUGGAGGCUGCCUAUGGCAGGGAUGCCUGUGCCAAGGCCAUCUACGAGCGGCUCUUCGGAUGGAUUGUAGGGCGCAUCAAUGCCAGCAUCACAGCACGUGGCUACGAUGUCCGGCAGCACGGCAAGAGCACCGUCAUUGGUGUCCUGGACAUCUAUGGCUUUGAGAUCUUUGACACCAACAGCUUUGAGCAGUUCUGCAUCAACUACUGCAACGAGAAGCUGCAGCAGCUCUUCAUCGAGCUCAUCCUGAGGCAGGAGCAGGAGGAGUACCAGCGGGAGGGCAUCCCCUGGCAGAACAUUGAGUACUUCAGCAACGAGCCUAUUGUGGAGCUGGUGGAGCAGCCGCACCGAGGCAUCCUGGCACUGCUGGAUGAGGCCUGCUUGGCUGUGGGGACCGUCACCGAUGCUCUUUUCCUGGCCAACAUGGAUGCUCGCCUGGGCCACCACCCACACUACAGCAGCCGCAAGCUCUGCCCCACUGACAAGACCAUGGAGUUUGACCGCGACUUCCGCAUCAAGCACUACGCUGGAGAUGUCACGUACUCUGUGGAGGGUUUCCUGGACAAGAACAAGGACACACUAUUCCAGGACUUCAAACGGCUCCUCUACAACAGCACGGACCCUGUGCUGCGUGCCAUGUGGCCUGAUGGUGAGCAGAGCAUCACUGAGAUCACCAAGCGCCCUCUGACCGCCGCCACGCUCUUCAAGAACUCCAUUGUGGCCCUGGUGGAAAACCUUGCUUCCAAGGAGCCUUACUAUGUGCGCUGCAUCAAGCCUAAUGACCAGAAAUCUCCAGUGCUGUUUGAUGAGGAGCGGUGCCGGCACCAGGUCGCCUAUCUGGGGCUGCUGGAGAACGUGCGUGUGCGCCGUGCCGGCUUCGCCUACCGCCAGCCCUACGACCGCUUCCUGCAGCGGUACAAGAUGACAUGUGAAUACACAUGGCCCAACCACCUGAUGGCCACUGACCGUGAGGCCACACAGACCCUCCUAGAGCAGCAUGGCUUUCAGGACGAUGUGGCUUAUGGCCACACCAAAGUCUUCAUCCGCACACCCCGCACACUCUUCUCCCUUGAGCAGGAGCGGGCUCAGCUCAUCCCCAUUAUUGUUCUGCUGCUGCAGAAGGCUUGGCGUGGAGCCCUGGCCCGGCGACGGUGCCGCUACCUGCGUGCUGCCUACGCCAUCAUGGGCUAUUACAAGAGGCACAAGGUGAAGUCAUACCUGCUGGAGCUGGUACGGCGCUUCCAGGGCGUGCGCUCCAUGCCCGACUUUGGCAAGAGCCUGGCAUGGCCAGAGCCACCGGCUGUGCUGAGCCGCUUCCAGGAGAACACCCAGCAGCUCUUCCGCAGGUGGCGAGCGCGGCAGAUCGUCAAGAACAUCCCUCCCUCCGACAUGGCGCAGAUCCGGGCUAAGGUGGCUGCCAUGGGGGUUCUGCAUGGGCUGCGGAAGGACUGGGGGUGCCAGCGGGGCUGGAUGCGUGACUACUUGUCCUCGACCAGCGAGAACCCAGGCUUGGCGCUUCCCUUCGCCCGCCGCGUGCAGGCCCUACGUGACAAGGUGCACUUUGGUGCUGUCCUCUUCUCCAGCCAUGUCCGCAAGAUCAACCGCUUCAACAAGAGCCGGGACCGUGCCAUCCUGAUCACCGACCAGCACCUCUACAAGAUGGAGCCUCGGAAGCAGUACCGGGUGAUGCGGGAGGUGCCUCUCAGCAUGGUGACGGGGCUGAGUGUGACGAGCUGCCAGGCGCAGCUGGUGGUCUUCCACACGCAGAACCACGAUGACCUGGCUGUGUGCCUGCACAAGACACAGCCGCGGGGAGAUGAGCGGGUGGGCGAGCUGGUGGGCGUCCUGCUGGAUCACUGCCGAACGACCAAGCGGGAGCUGCAGGUCCAUGUCUCUGAUCACAUCCAGCUGAGCCUGCGCGGGCGCAAGAGGUUGCUGACUGUGGAAACGCAUCCCGAUGUGGCUGCCCCUGAUUUCCACAAGAGUCGUGAUGGUUUUGUGCUCUACUGGCCUGGGAGCUGAGGGGGUGGACGCUGUGUCCCCCACUGCUGCCACCAGUGCUGUGGUGACAGGGGAUAGCUGUGUCUUGUAUCCCUGCCCCAUGCACUGCAUCACCCCCAGCCCUGCAUCCCCCCAUCCCACCUCCCCCUUCCAAGGUAAUGCUGAAGCCUUUGUAUGCACUGAGAAUAAAGAGCUGGUGGCAGUGUGGGUGGCAGCA